CGAAAUCACUGUUAUACUUAACGACUGUUUUUAUUUCAGUUGUAAGUUUCCUGAGCAUAUUUGUAGGCGGCCUAUUCAUGGGAGUUAGUGUUACCAAAAGACUCCUGCACGGCCCGCUUCAGAUUGAAAACCUCCCAACCAACGUGACUUUCUCAGACGGCAUCUACAGGAUCCUUUGGUAUAAUCCGCCAUUAUUUCUUACGACCAGACCGGAAGCGAAAUACAGCGGAUUUACCCGAUGUAAAUUCAGCAACUGUGCCAUGCUGUUUGACCAGUGUGAGUUAGAACGCAGUCACGCUGUGAUAUUUUAUGGACGUCAUUUACGUCAAGAUGUUUUAAAGCCGAUUCGCCGUCCCUUGGGACAAGUGUGGAUUUUCGCAGCAGACGAAAGCCCAGUUCAUUACAAUAUCGACGGAGACGAAUGGUCAGACGAAAACUGGAGGCAUAGGUUUAAUUGGACAAUGACAUACGACAAAACGAAUACGGAUAUUUUUCUACCGUACGGCAAGCUGCAGCAGAGAACUCAUGCAAACAUUCGAAAUUAUUCCGCAAUAGCGUUACAGAAAUUUCGUGGCGGGAUUUUAAUAAGUUCACAUUGUAAUAAUAAAGCUGAAAGAGAAAAAUACGCCAAGAUUUUGCAACGGUACAUUCCUAUCGAUAUAAAAGGUAAAUGCGGACAUCCUUGGACAUGUGGGACGCAAUAUGUCCACGACAAUUGCUUCGAUAUUUUAAACAGUACCUACAAGUUCUUUUUAGCAUUUGAAAAUUCUUUAUGUAGGGGCUAUUUUACAGAAAAACUAUUCGAGAAUUACAAUUACGAUACUUUAAUAGUCACUAGAGGAGGUGGCCAAGGCGAAGCGUCAGCUACAUUUCCGUCUGGGACAGUUAUAAGUACGGAUUCCUUCCAAAGUGUCGACGAGCUAGGGGAAUAUCUCGCCGCACUGCACAUGUCGCCGGAGUUAUACGCCGAAAGACUGAAAGAUAAGGACAAGUUCUACGCGGACAGUUAUUCCAGCGUUUACCAAAACGCGAUGUGCCGUUUAUGUGAGAUGAUGAAUAAACAGGACCACUUUAGGAAACAGAUACCGGACACGUUCGAAUGGGCGUACAGCUCUGAACCGUGCAGAGUACCAGACGAUAUACCGUCGUGACUAUAAUAAUUAUAAAUGGAUCAGGGGUUUCCUAAAAACCGAAAAGUCACGAGUCAAAAUUAAGCCGUCAACACAUGUUUCUGAGGGUCGGUAAAAUUUUGUGAUUUUGUUCUUAUUUGUUAUUAUUUUGACUUUGCAAACGAGUCUGACAUUUGUAUUUUCAAACUCCGAGUCAAAAUGGGAGUAAAAAAGCUUCGAAUAGAUUCGUGUGAUGCAUUUAAUCGAUGAUUUCCUGACCUCGAAGAGAGUGUAUUGGUGCAGUAA
Molecule: messenger RNA, 1415 nt
Organism: Dreissena polymorpha
Lineage: Eukaryota; Metazoa; Mollusca; Bivalvia; Myida; Dreissenidae
Product: glycoprotein 3-alpha-L-fucosyltransferase A-like
Exons: 2
Coding region: 78-1151 (357 amino acids)
Cellular component (GO): membrane
Molecular function (GO): alpha-(1->3)-fucosyltransferase activity
Source: RefSeq, a predicted model, not a curated record